This is a messenger RNA of Asparagus officinalis (garden asparagus), 1156 nucleotides long. Its product is annotated as inositol-phosphate phosphatase-like. NCBI's taxonomy places the organism in Eukaryota, Viridiplantae, Streptophyta, Magnoliopsida, Asparagales, Asparagaceae. The transcript is spliced from 12 exons. The record is from RefSeq and is a predicted model, not a curated record. Gene Ontology annotation, molecular function: inositol monophosphate 1-phosphatase activity. Bases 78 to 899 code for a protein of 273 amino acids. Gene Ontology annotation, biological process: phosphatidylinositol phosphate biosynthetic process; inositol metabolic process; signal transduction.
AUCUAUAAGUGUCACACGACCAAUAGCCGUGUUUUCAGCUUCUCAGAUCGAUCUCAGGGAGGGAGAGAACGCUGAAAAUGGCGGACAACGAUUCACUUGCGGAGUUUCUUGCUGUCGCUGUGGAUGCUGCGAAAAGGGCAGGAGAGAUUAUUCGUAAAGGAUUUCACGAGAAAAAGAAUGUGGAGCACAAGGGACAGGUUGAUUUGGUGACAGAGACAGAUAAAGCAUGUGAAGAUCUCAUAUUCAAUCAACUUAAGGAACACUACCCUGAACAUAAGUUUAUAGGUGAAGAAACUUCUGCAGCAUGUGGAACUGCUGAGCUGACUGAUCAUCCUACAUGGAUGGUAGACCCCCUCGAUGGAACAACUAACUUUGUUCAUGGGUACCCCUUUGUGUGUGUAUCUAUUGGUCUUACUAUUGGAAAGGUUCCUACAGUGGGUGUUGUAUACAACCCAAUACUCAAUGAGCUUUUUACUGCCAUCCGAGGGCAAGGUGCUUUUUUGAAUGGAUAUCCUAUAAAAGCAUCAUCCCAAUCUGAGCUGGUGAAGUCCCUCCUUGCAACAGAGGUUGGAACAAAGCGCGAUAAAUCAACAGUAGAUGCUACUACUAAUAGAAUUAACAGCUUACUCUUCAAGGUGAGGUCCCUUAGAAUGAGCGGUUCUUGCGCUUUAAACCUUUGUAGUGUUGCAUGUGGUAGGAUUGAUCUGUUUUAUGAGCUUGGAUUUGGCGGACCUUGGGAUGUGGCAGGUGGGGCUGUCAUUGUUCAAGAAGCUGGAGGUUUUGUGUUUGAUCCGAGUGGAGGAGAUUUUGACGUAAUGUCUCAGAGAGUUGCAGCUUCAAACGCCCAUCUGAAGGAUUUAUUUACAGAAGCAUUAAGGGACUCAGGGGUUACUCAAUAAUCUUGAAGUUCUCCUAUUCUAUUUUGAUUUGUUCAUUAACAGUAAGGAUGGUCUUUAGAACCUUCUGCUUUUCUUUAACUAGAUAGCAUUGAUGAACAUUCUCGAAUAUUUAGGCAGUAGAUAUACGAUAUAUGAAUGAUGUGCUUGCCUAUAGACAAUGCAUAUAUUAUUCUUCUACAUUCAUAUAUGAUGUAUGUGAUUUGAGCCUGUAAGAUGGCAUUUUCUCCAAAUAUAAAGCUCAUCAUUCCUAUUUUUCA